Planococcus citri (citrus mealybug) is the source of this 3904-nucleotide messenger RNA. RefSeq lists its product as uncharacterized. Gene Ontology annotation, molecular function: zinc ion binding; nucleic acid binding. Bases 133 to 2640 code for a protein of 835 amino acids. Lineage: Eukaryota; Metazoa; Arthropoda; Insecta; Hemiptera; Pseudococcidae. The record is from RefSeq and is a predicted model, not a curated record. The transcript has 7 exons.
ACCAAUGGAGUGCCCAGUAUUUUCGAUUUUAAUUUACCUACUGUUUUGGUUCUGAAUCUUUUAAUAUGUUUUGAUAAGAAUUUUGGCCUUUUUUUAAUUAAUUAAAAUAAUUCCGUAAAUGGUUUCGGGGAAAUGGUGUGCGCCGAGGACAUCGUGUCAUACUUUCAGAGUCUAAAGAGUUAUGAACGGAUUUGGAUUAUGUGCAGGUUACAACAUUCCUGCUUACCAUUCGAGCUAAGGUUCCUUGGCACAUGUCUGGAGGAAUUGGGUAGAAAAGACUUCACAGAGCUGCGACAGGCGGAAAACGAAGCCAACAGUCCGGCCGAAAUCAGCUCCGGAGAGUUAAGUAAAAUAAGCAAUAAAAACGUACAGAAGAAAAUCAUCCUGUACUUGUCGCUGUUGUAUUCGUAUAAUUACUCUUGCUCAAAUUCUCUAUAUAAAAUUUUGUGUAAUAUCGACGAAGUUUGUUCAAUAUUGAAAUACGAUACGUGUCUGGAUGACGAAGACGAAAGCUUCGAACAUCUACUAAUGAUAUACACGCUGGCCGUCAACCAUCCAGCGUUUUCGUGCGAACAGAAGCAAGUGUUACACGAUAUAUUUACGUUCGUGCAAGCCGAAGAGAAUAAGCGAACCGGUGCGAAAGGUAAAUCGCAACAGGCCAAUGUCGAAUCUUCGGAGAACGCCGCUUUCAACGAUAAAUCAUCGGUUCAAGAAUGCCCAGCUGCCAUUAGUACAUCACCAGAGAAUACCUAUCCAGCGCAUCCGUUGCCGAAUCCUAGUCAUUGUUAUUCUUCGGUUCCCCCACCUUAUGCUAGUGAUAUACCAAUUCCUUUGGCCGAACAAAUUAGCUUAGUACCGGGUACGAAUUUCGUACGGUAUCCGUUCGCGGCGGCCACUUCACCGCAGUUGAUUCCAAACGCAUGGAGUACGGCGGUCCCGAUAGUAUUUACGACCACUGAACACACCAACACUACGCAUACGUUCAUGUCAAGAUCGUCAUCGCCUAGCAUAUCAAACACGCCGAGCAGAUCGUCUUCGCCGUCGGCCAAAGGACGCCCUCUGUCCGCUCCUUUCUCUAGAUCUCCUCAAAUCAGCGGCAACGUCUCGCAACAACCAGCCUCAUUACCACUACCACAAACCAACGAUCCUUUUAUCGAUUGCAAAGAGUCGCCGAAUUUGCGAAUCAACCCUGUUCCAAAUAUUACGCCAGAACAAUUAUAUAGACUGUCCGAUGAAGGAUUAGCCGCUUUAGGAAUGACUGAAGAAUCUAUUCAACAGUUACGAUGUUUAGCUGAUAAAAUGCAAACGAAUACCGACGACCUAAGUCCAACUAAUUCAACUACUAAUAAAACUAUGCAGUAUAUUGAUCCUGAGACUGACGACCUAAAAGCGUUCAUCGAACAAUCGGUACCCGCGACCGGACUCGUGUACACGGCAGCGAUGGCGGUAGCGACUCCGCCGGGCGCCGCCGUAGCCUGCGCGGUCGGAAAUCCUUGCCAGUAUUGCCUUAUUAAUCCUAACGGCGCCGUAGCCGGCGGCGCCGCCACUGCCGCUGCAAACCAAAUGAACGGUUUCGUAUCUCCAGCCACGGUCGCCGUACCCGCAGCCUGCGGUCUGGCCGUGAAUCCGGUGUCGAAUGCGAUCCCGAACGCUACCGGUCCGGUGCCCGUAGCUUCGACGGCCGUAGCCGGCCCGGCUGAUAUGAGACCUUGUAUAGAUCAAAUGCGUAUGCUACGCUUAGAAUCGGGCGGCGGAACCGGUAGCGGCGGAGCCGCCAGCGGUAAUUCGAAUAGCUCGAAUUCGGAUACGACGUCGUCCGACCAGUCACCGCCUCAGACGCCGAUGCUGCCGCAGGCGAAUUUCGCCAAAAGUAAGAAAGGUGCGCGAGAACGUCGCGCUCAACGAGAAGCCGGCGGUGGUAUCGGCGGCGUAGCCAGCAGUGACGAAGCGAAACCUAACCUAAUUCCGGUGCUUACUGGUGUAGGAUCGACCAAGAGUAGCAACAGUGAGUGGAGCAAUAGCAACGUGAAUAGCAAUAGCGACGAACGCGGCAAUGCCGGCGAUAGCAGCAGCGAAGAACGUACCAAUAAUCAGUCAGCGUCGUAUCAUGGUCGCGGACGUGUGAUGAAUAAUCGUGGCCGGUCCAAGAACGCCAACUCUUUUACCAGAGGUCGAGGUAACAAUAGAAGACGGGGCGCCGAAAACGUUAACGGCAAUACCGAAGACCCGAGAAAAUCGCAACCUCAACAGUAUACGAACACAGAAGCAACCACUUACCAGUUCACCACUCAUCCGGCCACUGCCACCGUCACCAACACCACCUAUAUUCAGCCGAGUCAUUUCAUCAGAUCAUAUCCGGCGUUCCCGGCUGGGCCGAAUAGUUUCCUAAGAUAUCCGGGGUUUCCGCCCAAUACCGAUGUACUCUACCACCACUAUCCGCCUCCAACGGCCGCUUUCCUGCCUCACGGUGCGAUUACGUAUCCCGCAGUAGUUCCUCCUAAGCUUUCAUGCUACAAUUGCGGCAGUCAGAAUCAUUUCGCUGACGCUUGCGUCGAGUCUACCAUGGAAGAAGCUGCUAAACAAGGUCAGUACAGAUUGGAUUACGCUCCCGUCGAAGCUCCUAAUUCGUUUGAAAAAUAAUGCGCAGGUCGCAUCCUUCGUCUUGUAUUACGCAGCCUCUGCCCGAGUACCUGGAAUAAAUUUCGCCUCUUAUACCGGUCAUCGAUGCGCGACCAAGUUAGAUACUUAUUAGUUUUAGUCAAGCUGCAGUCGUGUUAUAUCGUAUGUAUGUUGUACAUUGGUAUGUAUGUAUGUGUGUGUGUUUGUAUGUGUAAGCAGGGAUACAUUUUGCAGAAUACCCGGACGUAUUAUAUUCUUUUUUUUACAAUCAUUUUUCUUAACCGUACGUAGCUAUGUGUGUACUCGUAGUAUCUCUGAAACUGAAAGUAUUGUCUCGUCUCUCUCCUUUCCCCCUUUCCCCUCUCCUGCCUGCCAGUGAUGAAACAUUCGUAAUUUAUGAAAAAUUCUCGGUUCGUUCUUCCGGAAAACGUGAACGAUCAUCAAUCAGGUUUACUUACGAUAUGAUUUAUUAGUUUGUUACUUGUAGUAAGAUACAUACCUAUACGCUUUUAGGCUAUGUAAGUUUUUAAAGAUACUAUAUUGAAGACCGUUGUCUUUCAUUGUUUGUUAUUGUUACUCUCGUACUACAUUACGCAAUAAUAUGCUUACUAUACUCGUAAUUUUUGAGCACAUAUCCACUUUUUUGGUAAUUGAAUGAUAUUUAUAUUGACAAUUGACAAUCAAAGUAAGGCGCUUUAUUUUUUCGCGAUUUUCAUUCAACUUUUAGCUAGAGGACGCGCGCGACGAGAUCGACUAUGUAUUGUAAUCGAAACUAUUUGUCUUUUCCCGGUAAUAAGGCUUCGCCUGUAUUUUUAUUUGUUCUGCGAUCGAUCUCGAUCUUUUUAAAACUCCCCGUUAUGUUCAAUAAUCGUAUUAAGAAAAUCUAAAAAAAUAAAAAAAACAAUAACCAUGUUUUUUUAUUAAUCAUUUUUCGUUGAGCGUUUUUUUCUUUUCUUUUUUUUUCGACUUUUUUCUCCUCUUUUUUUUUAUUAUUCGGUAAGUUUUACUUCGUUAUGUGAUCACUGUAACGCGUUGUGUGUAAAUAUCGUUCGUCGAAAAUUCGAAAUUUUUAUUCUCUCGUGUUAAGAAAAAUGUUAAAAAAAUGAAAAAAAUAUAAAAACCAAAAAAAUGAAUACAUGAGUUAACGUAAUAAUUAUAUGUAUAGAGCUUACGAUGUUUGUUUUUUUUUUUGAAUUGGUUUUAAAUCUUAAAACUGCUUCCAUUAAAUUUCUAUGUUGUAUUUUGUGUUCGUAUAAUGUAAUUUUAAAUUAUAAUAUUAUUAUUG